This is a messenger RNA of Fomitiporia mediterranea MF3/22, 240 nucleotides long. RefSeq lists its product as uncharacterized. Bases 1 to 240 code for a protein of 79 amino acids. The transcript has 3 exons. The record is from RefSeq and is a predicted model, not a curated record. NCBI's taxonomy places the organism in Eukaryota, Fungi, Basidiomycota, Agaricomycetes, Hymenochaetales, Hymenochaetaceae.
AUGAAUUCUCAACGGCAGGUAUUUAUGUCUGAGAAGUUACUUGCAGAAAUCAGGCAAUAUUGGACCUCGCACUCUUGGCGCCUGACGUGUAAAGGUACCAUCGGACUUGUUGCAUUUGAAAUCUUCUCGUUUGGUAGCAUAGCAGGGCGGUACGAACGGGUUGCUCAAGUUUCGCCUGUUCUUUCCGUGCUUGGGUUUCUCCUCAUUUACGCCGAAUCAGUUUGUCUCUUAUGGCAUUAG